Tripterygium wilfordii is the source of this 720-nucleotide messenger RNA. RefSeq names its product 30S ribosomal protein S17, chloroplastic-like. The transcript has a single exon. The record is from RefSeq and is a predicted model, not a curated record. Gene Ontology annotation, biological process: translation. Lineage: Eukaryota; Viridiplantae; Streptophyta; Magnoliopsida; Celastrales; Celastraceae. Bases 35 to 508 code for a protein of 157 amino acids. Gene Ontology annotation, molecular function: structural constituent of ribosome. Gene Ontology annotation, cellular component: ribosome.
UCCUUUGGGAUCCUCCCAAACCCCAGGAAAAAAAAUGUUACUGGCAUCCUCGCUCAAUUCUCUCAAGCUCUCCAAUCCAUUCCUCCAUGGCACCACCCUCUCAAAACCCUCCCCCACUCCUCCUCCUCCAUCCCUAUCACGACCCUCUUUUAUGCCUCCAAUCAGGGCAUUGAAAUCAAUGCAGGGCAAAGUAGUUUGCGCCACAAACAACAAGACCAUAGCGGUGGAGGUGACCCGCCUGGCCCCGCACCCAAAGUACAAGAGGAGAGUGAGGAAGAAGAAGAAGUACCAGGCUCACGAUGAGGAUAACCAGUUCAAGGUUGGGGACAUCGUUCAGCUUCUGAAGAGCAGACCCAUUAGCAAGACCAAGGCUUUUGUUGCCACGCCUGUACAAGUUCGGAAGAAGAAUAAGGAGAAGAAGGAGGAGGGUGAGGGAGGCGAGGAAGGAGGAUCACAGGAGCUUGGAAUUCCUUUGGAGUCUGAGCAAGGGGAGGUGCUCCAGGCUUAGUGUGAGGUCUGUUGUUUGAUAUUAUUAUGUCAUGUUAAUUUGAUGUUGUUUGGAUCAAUUUCUUGUUUGAACUUUGAAGGCUAUGAAAUGUAUUGUCUUUUUAAGUAUUGCUUAGCGUAUGGAUUUUGGGGUUACUUUCAUGGUGUGAAUUGCACUGGCAUCGAAAUCAAUGUCAUUGGCUGAUCUUUAGUUUCAAUGAGCUGCUUGGAUUC